CAAUCCCUCCUUGGACUGUACCUUCGUCUGGUGCUCUGAGUCUCAGACUGAUCCAUCAUAUGCAGCUGUCUGCAGUAGACAAAAUGAAAUGCACCUUGACCAAUGCUCUCCUUGCCAACAGAUGCUCUAUAGGAGCCGGUCAUCUCUACGGCGUGUUAUGCCCUUUGUCUUUAGAAAGUGACAAAAAAAGGUUUAUCACUGAUGAAGAAUGGAGCAACCAGAUGACGACCAUGGAGUAUCACCCUCUUAUCAGCCCAAGAAGCUUCAACCCGAUGAUCACAGUUUCGACAGUUCUGAUGAAGUGAAUGAUUGUCCAAUCGAGCAAGUGAGAUUGACUGUUUCAAUUAAGGAUGAUCCAACCUUGCCCUGCUUGACAAUUCGAACAUGGAUUCUUGGGAUCACCGCAUGCACAACUCUGGCUUUUCUAAAUCAGUUCUUCGGCUACCGCCAAAACGCACUCUCUUUGACAUCAGUUUCUGCUCAGAUUGUGGUACUUCCUCUGGGAAAAUUUAUGGCAGCAGUUCUGCCGAAGAAAGUUGUUCACGUCCCAGGAACAAAAUGGUCAUUCUCAUUGAAUCCAGGACCCUUCAACUUGAAGGAACAUGUCCUCAUAACCAUAUUCGCCAACACAGGCUCAACCAACGUGUAUGCCAUGAACAUUAUCACCAUAGUCAUGGCGUUUUAUCACCGUCAUAUUCAUUUUUUAGCAGCUAUGUUGCUGACACUAACUACACAGAUGCUUGGAUAUGGAUGGGCGGGUAUUUUUCGGAAGUUCCUUGUUGAUUCGCCAUACAUGUGGUGGCCAGCGAACCUGGUUCAGGUCUCUCUCUUCAGGGCACUGCAUGAGGAGGAGGUCAGGCCCAAAGGAGGAUUGAUGAGGCUGCAGUUCUUCCUCAUAGUCCUCAUAUCAAGUUUCGCCUACUAUGUUGUUCCAAACUAUCUGUUUCCAUCCAUAACUGCCCUAUCCUUUGUAUGUUGGAUAUGGAAGGACUCAGUCACAGCCCAACAAAUCGGUUCUGGACGUCGUGGUCUCGGUAUUGGCUCCUUUGCCCUGGAUUGGGCUACCGUUGCUGCCUUCAUUGGAUCUCCUUUAGCUACCCCGGGAUUUGCACUUAUAAACAUAAGCAUUGGUUUCUUCCUCAUGCUCUACGUGUUAAUCCCAAUUGCCUACUGGACCAAUGCAUUCGAAGCCAAGCGGUUCCCCAUCAUCUCAUCGCAUGUGUUUGAUGCUAAUGGAGGCAAAUACAAUGUCGGAUUAGUCCUGAACGAGACAACCUUCCAAUUCAAUCAGCAAGGAUAUGAUGAUUACAGUAAAGUUCACCUGAGUAUCUUCUUCGCUUUUGCUUAUGGAUUGAGCUUUGCGACCUUGGCAGCUACAAUAUCUCAUGUCGCUCUCUUCCAUGGCAGGACUAUUUGGCAACAAACACAGGCGGCUUUUCGAGAUAAGUUCGAUGACGUACACACUAGACUGAUGAAGAAGAAUUACGAUGCUGUGCCACAGUGGUGGUUUUAUUCACUGUGGCUGAUAAUGAUUGGACUCGCCAUGGUUACUUGUGAAGGAUUUGGUGGACAGCUUCAACUUCCAUACUGGGGAGUCAUCCUAGCAAUUGGUGUUGUACUAUUCUUCAUGUUGCCAAUUGGAGUAAUCACAGCCACCACAAACCAGCAAUUCGGAUUGAAUGUCAUCUCGGAGCUGAUAGUUGGUUAUAUGUAUCCUGGAAGGCCUCUGGCGAAUGUGGUAUUCAAGACAUAUAGUUAUGUAAGCAUGGUGCAGGCAAUAACUUUUCUCUCUGACUUUAAAUUAGGCCAUUACAUGAAAAUUCCACCAAAGUCUAUGUUCAUUGUUCAGCUCGUGGGAACGGUAGUUGCAUCUUCAGUCUACUUCAGCACGGCCUGGUGGCUCCUCACAUCUGUGGAUAACAUCUGUGAUCCAUCCAAAUUGCCCAUGGGAAGCCCAUGGACGUGCCCUGGGGACGAUGUAUUUUACAAUGCCUCCAUCAUUUGGGGCGUGGUUGGACCACUCAGGAUGUUCGGCCGCCUUGGGGUAUAUGCCAAGAUGAACUAUUUCUUUCUCUUUGGAAUUCUCGCUCCAGUCCCAGUCUGGAUCCUCUCUCGGAUGUUUCCCGAGAAGAAAUGGAUAAGGCUCAUCAACAUGCCUAUCAUCAUAAGUGGCUCGCCAUCUAUGCCACCGGGAACGGCAGUGAACAACAUAUGUUGGCUAACCGUUGGAAUUUUCUUCAAUGUAUAUGUGUACAGGAGGUACAAAAGUUGGUGGGCGAGGCACAACUACAUUUUGUCUGCUGGGCUCGAUGCCGGUGUUGCCUUCAUGGCUAUACUUUGCUAUUACACAUUGCAGAUUAGGGACAUUAAUGGGAUGAGGUGGUGGGGCCUGGAUUUGGAUGAUCACUGCCCUCUCGCUGGUUGUCCAACCGCUGCUGGCAUAAAGGUUGGAGAUUGCCCCAUUUUUCAUUGAUCGAAGGACAUCCUAAAUCUUCACAGAUAUGCAAUGUCAAGGAAAAACAGAUCUGUACUACUCAAAAAUGCUCAAAUUAUAGGGAUAGAUAUAGUGUCAAAUCUUUAAGUGGACAAAAAGAAAAUGAAGCAGAACUUGUAGUGUGGGUAGAGCUUUUGCUGCUGCAGCCAUUAAUUUGAUGAACCAAUCACAUCGUAAGUUAAUAAGCAUGCUGAAGAGAAUGACAGCAUAAAAGUUGAACCAAAAGAAGACACUUCUGCUGACAUUAUCCUCAUAUUAGUGAGCUUCAUUAUAGAACAUUUACAUCCUGUCAAUCUUGCUGUAAAUUUUGCUGAUAAUUAAACAUUGGUUGGCUUUGACAGA
Messenger RNA from Eucalyptus grandis, 2836 nucleotides. RefSeq names its product oligopeptide transporter 1. Gene Ontology annotation, molecular function: oligopeptide transmembrane transporter activity. The coding region runs from base 209 to 2473 and encodes 754 amino acids. The record is from RefSeq and is a predicted model, not a curated record. The transcript is spliced from 7 exons. Gene Ontology annotation, biological process: transmembrane transport. Lineage: Eukaryota; Viridiplantae; Streptophyta; Magnoliopsida; Myrtales; Myrtaceae.